Molecule: messenger RNA, 1418 nt
Organism: Puma concolor (puma)
Lineage: Eukaryota; Metazoa; Chordata; Mammalia; Carnivora; Felidae
Source: RefSeq, a predicted model, not a curated record
AUGCUGCUUCUGCAGGUGCUGGGAGCCCUGUUCCUGGCCAUUGGCCUCUGGGCCUGGGGUGAGAAGGGCGUUCUCUCUAACAUCUCAGCGCUGACAGAUCUGGGAGGCCUCGACCCCGUAUGGCUGUUUGUAGUGGUUGGAGGUGUCAUGUCAGUACUGGGCUUUGCUGGCUGCAUCGGGGCCCUCCGGGAGAACACCUUCCUGCUCAAGUUUUUCUCCGUGUUCCUCGGCCUCAUCUUCUUCCUGGAACUGGCAACAGGGAUUCUGGCCUUCGUAUUCAAGGACUGGAUUCGAGACCAGCUCAAUUUCUUCAUCAACAACAAUGUUAAGGCCUAUCGGGACGACAUUGACCUCCAGAACCUCAUUGACUUUGCUCAGGAAUAUUGGUCUUGCUGCGGAGCCCGAGGGCCUAAUGAUUGGAACCUCAAUAUCUAUUUCAACUGCACUGACUUGAACCCGAGCCGGGAGCGCUGCGGGGUGCCCUUCUCCUGCUGCGUCCGGGACCCUGCGGAAGAUGUCCUCAACACCCAGUGUGGCUACGAUGUCCGGCUCAAGCUGGAGCUGGAGCAGCAGGGCUCCAUCCACACCAAAGGCUGUGUGGGCCAGUUUGAGAAGUGGCUGCAGGACAACCUGAUCGUUGUGGCUGGGGUCUUUGUGGGCAUCGCCCUCCUCCAGAUCUUUGGUAUCUGCCUGGCCCAGAACCUUGUGAGUGACAUCAAGGCAGUGAAGGCCAACUGGAUCAAACAUGAUGAUGGCUACAAACUACUCAAAUAAACAAAACCUUGAAAACCACUGGCUUACGCCCACCAUCUCGAAGGUUCUGUCAGCGGCAGGGCCUCAGCAGUACUCUCCACCUGGGGCCCCGGCCCGGAUGCACCCUGCCAGCGUGUUUUCUUGGCCUAGGCAGCGUAUACAAUUGAGCCAACCUUUAAAACUUGGUGUAUUUCACAUAAAAGUCCAGCUCCCCGGCAUCUUGUGAAGAAUGGCCAUCUGGCCACAACGGCUCUUCAGUGGCAUCAUCUCCUGGGACAUAUGCUUCCUGUUCUCUGCCUGGCGUGUUCUGCUCACCUAAGUGCCCUGCCUGACCCUGUAGGCUGGGAGUUGGCCUCCCCCCACCUCUGCAGGGUUUUCCCCUGCAAAUGCUGCGAGGCUGCUGUGGGCCAAGCCCGGAUUGAAGCAUGGGAGUGAGAAUGGGGAGGCUGGAGCCUGCCCCGAAGAGGCCACCGCCUGGAGGGGUCUGGUCCUCCUGGGGACUAAGAUGGGUGCCAGGCAUGCCCAGGAGAGGGGCUGAGGGGUGGGAUGGAGAUCGGGAAGGUUUUGGGAAGGAGUAGCUGGAAGCCUGAGCUUGGCACCCAUGGGGAUAGGGGGAGCCAGGUUUGGGGGCCAUUGAUGGUUUUGACUCCUAGGCUCCCUUGGAA